AUGGGCCUGUUCAAAAAGUCCGGUGACGACGGCGACGACUCUAACCGCCGUGCCUUGUUCGGCUCUCGAUCGAAGAACAAGAGCCCCGCGCAGGCAUCCAACCCUUACGCCCAACCCGCUCAUGUCGACCCUUACACCAAGGCUAAGAUCCAGGCUGGUGUUGCGUCGCCCCCGGCCGAUUACAAGGGCGGCAACGGAUCCCCCGCCCCCGCAGGAGGACCCCACGCCAUUCCAUCCGAUAACAAGUACUCGGGCUACACGGCAAACGCCUACGGCAACCAGGGCGGAUAUGGCAGCGAUCGGUUCGGUAGUGGGAGCAACGGCGCUGGCGCCUCGCGCUACGGUUCGGGUGGCUAUGGAGGAUUAGGCAGCGCCGAUCCCAACGACCCCAGCGCCGGCGAUGCUGCCCGCAAUGAACUUUUCGGCGGUGCUAAGGAUCGUGCGCAACAAAAUCAGGGCGGUGCGCCGCCUCCAUACUCGCCGGGUCAGGAGGGUGGUCAGGGGGGUAACUACGGUGGCGGCAGCAAUGAAUACAGCAUGGCCACCUACCAGGACCGGCAACUCACGGCCGAGGAGGAGGAGGAAGAGAACGUCCAGGCUACCAAGCAAGAAAUGCGGUUCGUCAAGCAGGGCGAUGUGGCAUCUACCCGUAAUGCCCUUCGCGCUGCUGCAAUGGCCGAGGAGACUGGACGCUCGACGCUCGCUCGCCUCGGUGCCCAGGGUGAGAUGAUCCACGGUGCGGAGAAGAACCUCGACAUGGCCGCCGUCGAGGGUCGUCUAGCCCAGGAGAAGGCGCGCGAAUUGAAGACACUCAACAAGAGCAUGUUCGCCGUGCACGUUUCCAACCCAUUCACCAGUGCCUCGCGCCGACGAGAACGUGACGAGCGCACUAUCAACACCCACCGUGAAGAGCGUGACCUCCGCGACGGCACCCGCUCCGAAGCCUACCAAACCAACGCACGCAUGGAGAAGGUGUUCCGCGACAUUGACCGGGAGGCGAACAAGCAAGGCAAGGGCAAGAAGGCGAACGUCACCGAGCGUGCCAAGUAUCAAUUCGAGGCCGACAGUGAGGACGAGGCAAUGGAGGACGAGAUCGAGCAAAACCUGGAUCUUCUGAGCGGUGCCGCUGGUCGGCUGAACGGUCUUGCCAAGGCCACUGGCCGCGAGCUGGACGAGCAGAACAGACAUCUGGAGCGUAUCACAGGCAAGAGCGACUACGUCGACGACCAGAUUGCCAUGAACCGGGCCAAGCUGGACCGUAUUCAUUAA
This is a messenger RNA of Penicillium cataractarum, 1269 nucleotides long. Its product is annotated as putative plasma membrane SNARE protein (Sec9). Gene Ontology annotation, molecular function: syntaxin binding; SNAP receptor activity. Lineage: Eukaryota; Fungi; Ascomycota; Eurotiomycetes; Eurotiales; Aspergillaceae. The transcript has 2 exons. Gene Ontology annotation, cellular component: plasma membrane; SNARE complex. Gene Ontology annotation, biological process: vesicle fusion; exocytosis. The coding region runs from base 1 to 1269 and encodes 422 amino acids. The record is from RefSeq and is a predicted model, not a curated record.